GGUAAUGUUCCUGAAUUUUCCCAAAAAAAAAAGAUACAUUAUAAGUUGCGAGAAGCCGAGAAAGAGCGGCCGAGCGGCAGAGAGAGAGAGAUGGAUGAGGAGGAACACGAGGUUUAUGGCGGAGACAUCCCAGACGAGGGAGAGAUGGAAGGAGACAUGGAUGGAAAUGCUGCGGAGGUCGAGAUGGCUAGGGCGGAUGGCGAUGCUGUCAAGGAAUUGGACGAGAUGAAGAAACGGUUGAAGGAGAUGGAAGAAGAAGCAGCCGCUCUUCGUGAGAUGCAGGCUAAAGUCGAGAAGGAAAUGGGUGCCGUGCAAGGUUCUUUUUUUUUUCUUAUUGUUCCUAUUUUUUUGGUUUGAGUUCUUCGUUUCGUU
Messenger RNA from Nelumbo nucifera (sacred lotus), 372 nucleotides. The record is from RefSeq and is a predicted model, not a curated record. NCBI's taxonomy places the organism in Eukaryota, Viridiplantae, Streptophyta, Magnoliopsida, Proteales, Nelumbonaceae.